Neolamprologus brichardi is the source of this 777-nucleotide messenger RNA. It is a transcript of the gene s100v2, whose product is annotated as S100 calcium binding protein V2. The record is from RefSeq and is a predicted model, not a curated record. NCBI's taxonomy places the organism in Eukaryota, Metazoa, Chordata, Actinopteri, Cichliformes, Cichlidae.
UUGUGCUGUGUAAUGACACACUCACGAGUCACUCGUUGAAAACAGCCUGAGACGUACAUGUGUGACUGUCUUGUGUAACUGUGGUAAAUUCACGGCAUUGCGUCGGCAUUAUCUAAGAGCGCGGCUCCUUCCUGGCUCUUCUUUGUGGCGGAGGGAGGAUCUCGGAAUGCUGCCAGCUGGUGACAGAUGCAGGGAUCACUGAAGCGCUCCAGCAGCGAGAAACACAGGAAGACGAGUUACCGCAGUCAACAUGCCUCAGUAUUCUGACCUGGAGAGCGCCAUUGAUACACUGGUCAGCCAGUUCCACUCUGCUUCAGCCGACAAGUCUCCGACGCUGAAAAGUGAUGAAUUCAAAAAUCUUUUGUCCUCCCAGAUGCCCAAUCUGAUGAAGGGGGUCGGCACCGACCAGGGAUUUGGUGAUAUCCUGCGGAAGAUGGGUGUAGGUGAUGGCGAGGGCAUCUCUUUCAAGCACUUCUGGAAUUUAAUCCAGUCACUAGCCACCUCGCAGUUUGGCAACAUCAGUGGUCAGAAGGGCUCGUCAUGCAGCUGUAUUCUCCUGUAAAGAGCAGCUUCUUAGCCCAACACGCAUUUGGAAAUUUAACUCAGCAGAGUAACACAAACACAUCACGCUCAUAAAGAAUUGACAGAAUACAAGGGUCCAUUCUAAGCAUUGAUGACUAAACAUUAGUUUUAACUAGUUUACCUUUGGAUUCAGAUUACUUUGUUUAAGUUCAAAGUAAAAUGUAAACUGAUUUUGAAUAAAAUACUCAAUUUGUC